This is a messenger RNA of Fusarium sp. VM40, 4605 nucleotides long. The record is from the annotation of a GenBank genome assembly. NCBI's taxonomy places the organism in Eukaryota, Fungi, Ascomycota, Sordariomycetes, Hypocreales, Nectriaceae.
AUGUCGUCCCCUUCAUUCUCGAAUACGCCUCUUCCUCACGACAAUGCCCGUCGUAGGACUCGACGUCGGCCUCAUACCGACUUGAAUAUCAACACAAACACUGCAUCCCUUGCCUCGCCACUGCCUAGGGAAAGAGAGUCCAUUCCACAGCCUAGGACGCCGCCUCCUCAGGACUCAGAUUAUCGUUCGUCGCAGUCCAAGUCUAAGUCUAAGUCGUCGUCGCGCAAUACCCAUAUCAGUACCAGCAAUCGGGCGCCUACCAAAUUGCCGGCUCACACGCAUGAGUCCUUCUUAGAGAACGCUACUCCUGUCGAGGAAGAUAUGGCCGAUCGCCUACCAAAAUCUACUGCCCAUCGCGACUCCCACGACUUGUCGCUCUCUCCUCGCAACGUUACCCGAGACUCUCUUGUGGCUAACAUGCUCAUGUCUCUCGACCAAUUCUCCAUGGCACAAUUGAGCGACAAGUACGGCCCAUCAUCCACACCCGGUUCACGUUCACAUACCUUUGACGAGACAACACCGCAGUUCGUCGCCUCUGAGCAGACCAGAAGUUGGGUAGCCUCCACUUCUGUCGCAGGACCACCUCGACCCGCUGGGCACCAGUACUCUUACAGCUCAGACCUAGAAGGUGCAGACGACUCCAGCCGUAAAUCAAGCCGCGGCCGACGAAGUAACAGUAGUUCCAACUUCCAAUCGAGCUUUCCGCGCCUCAAUAGCGUACGCGAAGGUCACAAAGCAGGCUCAAGAGCCAUGCAUUCAAGAGGGGGAAAACCGGGCAGCAAGAGCAGCAGUACAGCCAGUGUCGACGCUGGUUAUGUUCAGGUUCUUGGAAGCCAGCGGUACGGACGCGGCUUUGGACGAUCUGCUAGUUUUGACUAUGGUCCUCAGCAACAACCAUCAACAUCACAACCCCCAGUGGUCGAAACUCCCCCCUUUCGAGUCGAGUUCCCGAAUAGUUACAUCGACGAUGAAUACGAUGCAGCCCCGACCCCCAAUGUGCCGGGAGGCCCACGACGGGAACCGUCGAUCCCUACGAUGUCGGUACAACCCUCGACCAUCCCACCACCGAUGCCGCCAGCACCUCUUGAGCUCCCAACACUUGAUCAUAAACGCAGCAGUCGCUCACUAAAAAGUGUAUCGGGACGCAAACCUGCUACUUCACGGGAGCCGACACCUGCUGUACCAGUAUUGGACCUCGAUUCGGCGCCUGCACCCAGCGUCGGCUAUGGGAAGUCAAAGGAGGCGGCCGUGCACAGCGGCCCAACGCCUGCAACACAUGCACCUGCACCCGUCAAGGAACGUCCAGGGUUUUUCAGGAGGGUGUUUGGCUCAUCCCGUAACAACUCACAUAACAGCGUCGAAGCAACAAAUCCUCCAAUACCACAAUCGAAUCCUCCCGUUGAGAACAAGGUGGCUGGUAACGCAUCAACGCCACCUUCUCGCGAUACAUCCUCAUCACACUCUCAUCAUCCUACAUUACAAAAGAAGCCGUCGUCAUUCUUCCGCCGUCGCAAGAAGUCCGUCACUGAAGACACACCUCCGCUACCUACAAUGCCUACCGCACCUGUGCCCACAGCUGUGCCCAACUUGGCUCCCCAGGAAAGAGAUGGCAAUUUCCCACCACAUCCAAGUCCAGUCAGCAGUUUACGCAAGGUUAUGAAUCCGUAUCUCCGAUCUGGUCAAAAUCCACAAGGUACACCUGGCCCCCAAGGGCCAUCCCCACUUGCCGAUAUAUCAAACAUGACCCCGGAACGAGAUGACAGGGCCGAAGAUAGAGAAGAGUAUAAGAGAGAAUUCUCGCCUGAUUAUUCGCCAAGCCCCAAUGCUAGGAUCAGGACUGUCCGUUCCGGGUCUGAUGAACAACUCGACAAGCGAAAUAACAUGGAUAUGACGCCCUCCCGACCUCCACCCGAGAGGCCUACCAAAACCUUCGAGUCACGGAACAACUCUUUCCUCAACCUCGAUGGAAUGAGUGACAACGAGGAGGAGCGUGGACUAUCGAGCCGAAAGCUAGCUAGCAUGUCCAAAUCCAAACCUGAAAGCACUCCAGCUAGAGAUAUUCCCCGAGGUGGCAAAGAGCAGACCAGGUCGAGGAAGUCUUCCCAGCAGCCUGAACAGUCUGACUCGGAGGAUGAGCACGGCCGCUCCAACUUGGCACUGCCCAUCGAAGGAGCCCGAGCCUCUAGUCCAGGAUCAGCUUCAACCGGUACAGAUUAUAAGUCUGCUCUCAGUGCUCCCCCUAGUGUAAGAAUUGAAAGUUCGGCGGACCCUAGUCCGAAGAUGCCCGGAACUUUUGACGCUAUCAAGAAUAAGGGAAUUGACGAGCCUGAGUUUGUCAUCGGUGAUCCGACUGAGGAUGACCGUCAAAAGGCCCAGAAGAUCUACGACGGAAACGAGGAUUUCAUCUCAAAGGAGAAGGCUGCUUCAUUUAUGGGUGAAGAAGGUCCAAUUAGACAACGCACACUACAAGCUUACAUGGAGCUUUACGAUUUUACCAACCAGAGCAUUGUCCAAGCUCUGAGACAAGUUUGUGGACGAUUGAUCUUCCGCGCAGAGACUCAACAGGUUGAUCGCAUCCUGGUGGCCUUUUCCAAAAGAUGGUGUGACUGCAACCCUCGCCAUGGGUUCAAAGCGACUGAUGUCAUCCACACCAUCUGCUACUCAAUCAUGCUGCUCAACACUGACCUUCAUAUGGCCGAUAUCGAGCAUAAGAUGACCCGCAGUCAGUUCAUCAAGAACACCAUGGCGACCAUUCUGCAGGCCGUCGACGAAGCGGCACCUGAUGCUUUCCACCGCCCAAGCAUUCUCCCCGACGGAAACGAUAACCAAGAACACCCUCCUGAGCAGGAUCGAAGGUCAUUUAGGCACUCUUUCAGACCACCAGCCCGUGCAGACUCGGGCACCUUGCCCGCCGAAGGUAUCGAAGAUUGUGGUCCAUUGAUCAAGACACCCUUUUCAGGCACGAGAAAGGCGUGGGAGGAACAGAUAGAAACUGUUCUUAAGGGAAUCUACACAUCCAUCAAGGAGGAACGACUGCCGUUGUUUGGUGCCGAGUCUGAGAAGAACGCCAACUUGCAUCCAACCAACAGUGGUCUCUCGGUGAUGGGAAUGCUCAAGAGAUCUCCCAGUGUCCUUAGUAAGGCUCCCUCGGAGAGUCAAUUAUCUGUUCGCGGUCGCAUUAACGAGAAUGGUCGAAACACGACAGGAAGGUGGACAUCCAAGAGUCGAUCUCGUGCUGCAAUGAGUCGCAAUGGCUUCUCCUCCAGUCGUACCAGUUUCGAUGAUGGAAACUCAUUGUGGAGUCCUACAGCAUCUUCGGCUACUUGGAGUCGUCACUCGUUGGGAAGGACUCAGACUUCUGUUUCGCAGGAUUCCUUUGGUUCUCAUCUCCCUCGCAACGACUACCAGCAAUCAAUUGGUUUCGCAAAUGCCUUGAGUCAGGCUAUCAUUCGGGAUGAGGAAGUUUAUGGAGAUGGCGCUCCGUCCAUCAUGAGCUCGGAUCUCCCCGCAACUCAACUACUCGAGGAUGAGUCUCUUGAGCUUGCCGGGCCCCCGUGGGUCAAGGAGGGAAUGGUCACUCAUAAGCAUCACUUGGAUGGCGUGGACAAGAAGGCCAAGGCUAGAAAUUGGUCAGAGGUCUUUGCUGUCAUCCAGAAGGGACAGCUCAAUCUCUUCUCGUUCCAGCCCAACAAAUCUGUCCGUGCGAGAAACCGGGGCAGAAAUGCUCGCAAUGGUCCUGCUAUCGUUGGUGGUGGCAACUGGCAAGAUAAUGCAACGAAUCUGGGCUGCUAUAACCUCCGACAGACUCUAGCGUCCGCCCUUCCACCACCAGGAUACUCUCGGGCUCGGCCUCAUGUUUGGGCUCUAAGCCUACCUAACGGCGCUGUUCAUUUGUUCCAGGUUGGCACACCCGAGAUUUGCAAGGAGUUUGUUACUACAGCCAACUACUGGAGCGCUCGACUGAGCACCCAUCCGUUGACUGGUGGCAUAAGUAACAUCGAGUACGGAUGGAGUGAGGCCAUUGUCAACAAUGCUUUGGUAUCAGCCAUCAACGAGACGGCCCCGGGCAAGACAUCUCGUCCUGGAAGCAGCGCAGCACAUGGCCGAAGAUCCAGCGUCAACAGCGGCAGCUUCCGCAACUCGAGCUUCGAUCAUGUCGCGGGUGCUUUCACCAACAACAGUGGACGUGGUAAGCUGCCAGGCGACCGCAUUCACAUUGCAGAGUGGACACCACCAACGCAGAGCAUGCGGCCCAGCAAUCAGCAAGAAGCAGACCAGCUUCAGACUCUGGAUGCUUAUGUUAAGGGUAUCGAGGCAGAGCUACAGACGCACAACCGACUUCGCAGCCCCAUGCUUUUGGCGUUUACCCCUAGAGGCAGCAACGCUGUGAAGGCUAUGGCUAACUGGGAGCGCAAGAGCGCAUAUUUACUUCGAGAAAUCGUCAAAUUCACUACAUACGUCGACUGCCUCCGACAGGCCGAGUUACGAAAGCAGGAAAUCUAUUCCGAGAGAGACCUGGCGCAACGAGCUGCGCGAGGUGAACUCAGUGAGGGUGACAUGGAUGUCAGCAGCGAGGACGAAGGAGACCUGACUCUGAGACCCUAA